CAAUUUUACGUUUUGGACGUUUUGUGUACAAAACUCAAAGACGUUGAAAACGCGGAAAACAGGAGAGAGAAACCAUUGAGCCGUCUCCUUUCCCUUCCCUUCCCUUCUCUCUUCCUUCAAAUCUCUUUCUCCUCUCUUCUCGACGCCGACUUCAGCAUGGGGAGGCGACGAAGGUGCUGCGUCGCGACCCAUUCGUUUGGGCCCGUCUUCAUCUCCUCUCUCUUCUACGUCGACUACGGUUUGGGGGAGGCGAAGUUAACUGUUGAUUUUGGUGGUUGCGUUGGCAGUGGUGACUGGUGGUGGCGUUCCCUGUAAAAGAGAAUAAAAGCCUAGGGUUUCUACUUUUCCCGCAUUAUCCAAACAUCAAUUUGCUCAAUGUUUAGCUUGGGAAUCUGCUCGGAUUUUGGAGCGGUUGGUCUAAUUUUCUUGCCGUGUUGUAAUUUUGUAUCUGUGAUUUUUGGCUUUUAUGUGAUUUGUGAGCUGUUUGAAGUUGGGGUUUCGAAGGGAGAUUCUUCUAGGUGAUAUUACUGGGGUAAAAAAAAGUUGAAAAUGUUGUUCUUUUCUGGAUAUUUUUCGAACUUUAUAUAUGCCAUUUCUUGCCCGGAAUUUGUGAAUUCAUUAAUUGGGAUUGUUACUCGUGGCAGUUGAUAGUGGAAGUUUGAUAAAAAGCUUGAUUUAUAAAUAUGGAACUUUAUGACGUAGCAUUAUGCUUUUGGAGAUAUGAACUUACCUCAGCUCGGGUUAAAGGCUAUCACUAGCAGAAUUUAGGGAAUAUUGAUGAAAAAUUGAGUUUUUUUGUGCGGGAUUUGGUCUUUAUGAAUUUAUGUUAUUGCUGAUUAGUGAUCAGGAUUUUAAAGGGUUGUUUAAGUGAUGGAGGAUAUUGGGUUGUUUGAUCAAGAAUGGAAAUGGUUGAAAUCAAAGGAUUUUUACUCUGUAGCAAGAACUGCGAGUUGUUUGAGGGACAAGAUGGAGAUAAAUGUCUCUCUCACAAAGUUAUGCUCCUAAGCUCAUUUACUGGAUGGGGAGGGAGUUGUAUGAAAAGGUUCAAGAGGCAGCCUUGAGAUCAAUGCCAGAUAUAGUAGUAGCAACUCCAGGACGUAUGAUAGAUCAUCUACGCAAUUCUUUGUCAGUACGUCUAGAUGAGCUUGCUGUUUUGAUACUUGAUGAAGCUGAUCAGCUUUUAGAGCUUGGAUCUAGUGCUGAAAUUGAUGAAUUGGUAUAUGUUUAAGCAUCAUUUCUUUUUCUAUGAAGAGCAGUUACUACUGUUGUUUCUCAUUGUAAGUAGAGAAAAAAUAUGUCCAGCAAAUCUUAAUUUUGGCUUCAAAUUUUCAGCUUAUAAGGAAUGGUUUUUCACUUUCAUGUUUGUGUUAAAUUGUUUGUUGAACCUUUGAGCAUUGUCGU
Olea europaea var. sylvestris is the source of this 1401-nucleotide messenger RNA. Its product is annotated as DEAD-box ATP-dependent RNA helicase 28-like. Gene Ontology annotation, molecular function: ATP binding; nucleic acid binding. The record is from RefSeq and is a predicted model, not a curated record. Lineage: Eukaryota; Viridiplantae; Streptophyta; Magnoliopsida; Lamiales; Oleaceae. The transcript has 2 exons. The coding region runs from base 977 to 1228 and encodes 83 amino acids.